Messenger RNA from Guillardia theta CCMP2712, 781 nucleotides. RefSeq lists its product as hypothetical. Lineage: Eukaryota; Cryptophyceae; Pyrenomonadales; Geminigeraceae. The transcript has 2 exons. The record is from RefSeq and is a predicted model, not a curated record. Bases 327 to 647 code for a protein of 106 amino acids.
GCUCCUACACCUGGUAGCGCACCUGUUGACCUUGGGAGACCAGAUCCCUCUUCUCCUCCUCUUCUCCUCCUCUUCUCCUUUCAACUACUCUGCUCAUCUCCUCCUCCUCCUCUUCUCCUUUCAACUACUCUGAUCCUCUCCUCCUUUUCUCCCUAGAACAUCUCUCUCUUGCUCUGCAAGGCUUUCAUCGUACCUCAAGAGCAUCAGCUGCCGUCCCGCCUUCUGUCAAUAGUGUUGCAGUUGUACCCCUCGCAGCCUCAUCCUUGAAGGCCUUGUAACAGCGUGAAAGCAGCCUAUUCUUCAUUGCAGUUUUCUUCAGCACUAAAAUGGGUACUUGCUUUGGCAAAUGCUUCGGAAGCAAAUCCGGUAAGUUUCAGGGGCAUGGAGCGACAUCUGGAUACACUCAGUCGGAUGCAGAAGAUGGUCUUGGAGGAAGAGCACCUAAUACGUAUGCAACCCAACAAAACUAUGAUCAACCAGAUGCGGAUGAGAGAAGGAAGAACGCUCUAGCAGCGGCGGAAAGACGCGCAGCUGAAAGCAACAUGAGAGGAGUGCAAGGAAGCAAACAAACAUUGUCCCCUCAGAGGCCUGGCUCGUCUUCCGGCAGGAAAGAACUUAAUAUGAGCGACAAGGGAGCCUGGAAUUGAGUGGCUUGGUUGACUGGUGGAUCCCUGUUUCGUAUUCUUGUACGAUCUUCAAGGAUUGAAUUGAUUUUUUGGUAGAGCAGAUUGUAGAUUUUUCUUGAUGAUGUGCCUUUCAACCUUGGAAAUCUUUAAUGAUU